AUGAACUCUGAUUCAAAUUCUUCUAGUUCAUCUAGUUCAGGGUUAUUUGAUUACAUGGUGAACGACUAUGUAGAGUGGCAUGAAUCAAUUACCCAAAGGCGAAAAGAAGAUGAAUUGAUCGAGGAAGCGAUCAAUAUAGCUGUUGUUCUCUUUGUAACAUCACCUUACCAGGUCCCCUUCACUCUUGAACCUACGUACCAAAGGUGGUAUGUACCAAGAGAUCGAGAAUAUGUUGAUAUUCAGUUAUAUAACGAUUACUUUAGUCCCCAACCAUUGUACCCUGAUAAUAUGUUUCGUCGACGGUUUCACAUGCGUAAGAAUGUGUUCACACGCAUUGUUAAUAAACUAAGCGAAAGUGAUGUUUACUUUCAACAAAGGUCGGAUGCCAUCGGAAGACUAGUUGACGAGUAUCUUAAAAUUGCGUCAAGUACUGCAAGAGAAGGUCUUGCUCACUUUGUUGAAGGGGUCAUAGCUCAAUUUGGACCAGAGUACUUGAGGAGAGCGAGUACUAUGGAUACUGAACGACUCCUCCGUGAAAGUUAUGUUCGUGGAUUUCCUGGUAUGAUGGGCAGCAUUGAUUGCAUGCAUUGGGAGUGGAAAAACUGUCCGCGUGCAUGGAAAGGAAUGUAUCAAAGUAGAAGUAAAACAGCAACGGUGAUCUUGGAGGCUGUUGCUUCGCAAGACUUGUGGAUAUGGCAUGCUUUUUUUGGCACCCCAGGUUCUUGUAAUGAUAUAAAUGUCCUCCAACGGUCGCCGAUGUUCUUUGAUAUAUGUGAGGGAAAAGCUCCAGAGGUUACCUUCAAUGUCAACGGAAAUACAUACAAUAUGGGUUAUUAUCUUACAGACGAUAUCUAUCCGAAAUGGGCAACAUUUAUCCCAGCAAUCAAACAUCCACAAACUGGUAAGCACAAAUUAUUUACCAAGAAGCAAGAGAGUUAUCGAAAGGACGUUGAACGUGCCUUUGGAGUGUUACAAGCUCGAUUUGCAAUAAUACGUCAACCAAGUCUAGCAUGGUCGACCGAAAUUUUAUGGAAAAUCGUAAUGGCUUGUAUUAUCAUGCACAAUAUGAUUGUUGAAGAUGAGCGAGAUGGAUAUUUGCAUUAUGAUGCAACUGAAUUUAUCAAUGAUCAACCGCAAAAUUUAGCUGGAUCACCAACCGGUAACAACAACCAACCAUUUACCGUGAGAAGUGGACGAUUGGAUAGGCUCAAUCUAAAUGGUUAUAUGGAAAAUAGAAAUAAUGUUCGUGAUAGGGAGACCCAUAUUGCACUAAAAAUGACUUGGUUAAGCAUAUAUGGGGACGUUUCGGCAACGAAUGAAGAGAUGACCAAAGUUGUUGUUAAUGAACAUUUUGCAUACUGCAUGCCUAAAGUAGCAGUCACAUUGUUCAAAUUGCCACCAUAG
Messenger RNA from Chenopodium quinoa (quinoa), 1404 nucleotides. RefSeq lists its product as uncharacterized. The coding region runs from base 1 to 1404 and encodes 467 amino acids. The record is from RefSeq and is a predicted model, not a curated record. The transcript has 3 exons. NCBI's taxonomy places the organism in Eukaryota, Viridiplantae, Streptophyta, Magnoliopsida, Caryophyllales, Amaranthaceae.